CACACGUGGGAGAAAUGGCUUCUGACAGGCUGCAGUUUCACGAGAUGGGGUUGGAUGAUCGCCUGUUGAAGGCGCUGGCAGACUUGGGUUGGGCACAACCUACCUUGAUCCAGGAGAAAGCGAUCCCACUGGCACUGGAUGGGAAGGACUUACUGGCUCGGGCACGGACCGGCUCCGGAAAAACGGCUGCUUACGCUGUACCAGUUAUCCAGCGUAUCCUUACCUCAAAACAGACGGUGCGGGAGCAGGCAGUCAGAGCGCUGAUUCUCGUGCCAACCAAAGAGCUGGGUCAGCAGGUGCAAGCCAUGAUCCGCCAGCUGACGGCGUACUGCGCAAGGGAUGUGCGGGUGGCUGACAUCUCGGGAAAGGCCGACCUGUCCGCACAGAGACCCAUCCUUAUGGAGAAGCCGGAUGUGGUGGUUGGCACUCCAUCUCGAGUGCUGGCCCACCUCAGUGCCCAGAAUCUGAGCCUGCAUUCGUCACUGGAGACCCUAGUCAUCGAUGAGGCUGACCUACUCUUCUCCUUUGGCUUCGAGAGCGACCUCAAGAGUCUACUAUGCCAUUUGCCCAAGAUCUACCAGGCCUUCCUGAUGUCUGCAACCCUGAAUGAAGACGUCCAGGCCCUGAAGGAGCUGGUGCUGCACAAUGCUGUGACGCUGAAGCUGCAAGGGUCUCAGCUUCCAGACAGCUCCCAACUUCAGCAGUACAGUAUAAAGUGCGAGGAGGAGGACAAGUUCCUGCUCAUCUACACCCUCCUGAAGCUGAGCCUGGUGCGGGGAAAGACGCUGUUGUUCGUGAGCGCCGUGGACCGCUGCUACCGCCUCAAGCUUUUUCUGGAGCAGUUUAGCAUCCCAGCCUGUGUCCUCAACUCCGAGCUGCCUGUCCAUUCCAGGUGUCACAUCAUUACUCAGUUCAACCAGGGAUUCUACGAUUACAUCAUUGCCACAGAUGAACAGACCCUGGCCAAUCCCAGUGCACCUCCACGGGGAGAGGAGGGCACUGGCAAGAAGAAGAAAAAGAAUGCUGGAAAAGGAGGAAGAGGUAAAGACAAGGAGUAUGGGGUGUCCAGAGGUAUCGACUUCCAGGGCGUGUCAAAUGUCAUCAACUUUGACCUCCCCACUAACGUGGAGUCCUACAUCCACCGUGUUGGCAGAACUGCCCGAGCGGACAACCCUGGCACUGCUCUCACCUUUGUGUCACAUGGAGAGCUCCCCCUGUUGGCGGAGAUUGAGGAUGCACUCACUGGAGAUAAUGCAGACUGUGCCUUAAAGCCCUAUGGCUUUAAAAUGGAAGAGAUUGAAGGAUUCAGGUAUAGAUGUCGGGAUGCCAUGCGGUCGGUCACCAAGCAGGCUGUGAGGGAGGCCAGGCUGAAGGAGAUCAAACAGGAGCUGCUCAACUCCGAAAAACUCAAGACAUACUUUGAGGACAACCCUCGAGACCUGCAACUGCUACGGCAUGACAGGGACCUGCAUCCAGCUGUCAUCAAACCUCAUCUGAAGAAUGUUCCAGAAUACUUGAUCCCGCCCGCCCUGAAAAAUAUAGCCAAUCCCCUCACUGGCAGGAAAAAGAGGAGGCGACUGGGGAAGGCGGCACCAAGUGGUGUUGUGAAAAAUAAUUUCAAGCGUCAGCACAGAGGCAGGAACCCACUGAAGAGCUUCCGCUACACAGGGAAGAAGGGCAAGGGUGGGGUCAGCAAGGCAGGCCAAUCCUAACACAGCGACUUGAUCCUGAACCAAUCAGAGACUUUGCUGGAGCAGGGUGCCCACUACCAUCACCCCCUUAGGGCAGCAUACACACGUAACUCUCCAUGACCACCUAUUGAUUUCUUCUGCCAACUUACUCAAGCUUAUCCUUCAGGAUCGUCAGACUGUCUGCUUCCAAGGUGACAGUCACUGAGAAACAUCAGGACAUCGGUACAUAUACACAGAAGAGUGGGAUUAAAGGUCUGAUGUGGGAACAUUACACCAGUAUUAUGGCUUACACAGGAAUGUCUGAACUGAACUGAAAGUCUGACCCAAGCUCAACAGCUCAACAGAGACAUCCAGCCCUGGUGCAGGAGAUAAUUCAGAAGUUCUUGUCAGUUAAGGAAUGUUGCAGUGACAUUGCUGCAGUUGCAUUCAGAGCUAAAUCAUCUACCUGUCUGACAUCCACGGUGAGCAGGUUUACUGGGUCUGGUGGCAAAAAAAAUUUAGGAAUCAAUGCUCUGUGAGAUCCAAAGGAGGUGAUAGACUCAUAGAUUCUUCCCUCAGCCAUGAUCUUGUCAGGGUUCAUGGUUCAGAGAUGUAGGGUGCGAGUCCUUGGUGUACUCUAAAGCAGAGUGUCACGAAUAUUCCCCGUUCAUCCUGUUGCUAACUACAGCAGGUGCUAUAUGUGACCUUUUGAUCUGUUCCUCCUGUUUUGAG
Messenger RNA from Megalops cyprinoides (Indo-Pacific tarpon), 2402 nucleotides. RefSeq names its product DEAD (Asp-Glu-Ala-Asp) box helicase 56 (gene ddx56). Gene Ontology annotation, molecular function: nucleic acid binding; RNA helicase activity; ATP binding. The record is from RefSeq and is a predicted model, not a curated record. NCBI's taxonomy places the organism in Eukaryota, Metazoa, Chordata, Actinopteri, Elopiformes, Megalopidae. The transcript has 14 exons. Gene Ontology annotation, cellular component: nucleolus. The coding region runs from base 15 to 1712 and encodes 565 amino acids.